Sinocyclocheilus anshuiensis is the source of this 1886-nucleotide messenger RNA. Its product is annotated as UBX domain-containing protein 6-like. The coding region runs from base 148 to 1461 and encodes 437 amino acids. The record is from RefSeq and is a predicted model, not a curated record. Gene Ontology annotation, cellular component: cytoplasm. Gene Ontology annotation, molecular function: protein binding. The transcript is spliced from 11 exons. NCBI's taxonomy places the organism in Eukaryota, Metazoa, Chordata, Actinopteri, Cypriniformes, Cyprinidae.
UAAAACAAGUCUGUCCUCAGAGUCUGUCCUCUUCCUGUUGUAAACACGUCGCUUGGGUGGUGGCGUGUCUGACAGUUAUAAAUAAAUCAGAACAACUUAUUUUUCAUUUUUGAAAAACAUUUUUUUGCACACAGUGUAUCGCUAAGAAUGAAGAAGUUUUUCGACGACUUCAAGAAGGAUAUAAAAUUCAAGUCCGCAGGGCCAGGAAAGAAACUUACAGAUGACGGCAGCUCUAAACCUCAAGCCCCACAGGCUCCUCACGGAGCGCCCAGAAAAGCGGCCACUGAGGGCGCGCACAGAGCAGGGGCCGCGGCGCUCGCCAGGAUCGAGCAACAGCACCGGCCGAAGGUGCAAACGUCCCACGAUGCCAUAAGGAAUCAGGUGAAGCGAGAACUUGAAGCAGAGGUGGCUGCCACAGCGGCCAGUCUGAAGAACACUGAUGUCGAGGGGGCCUGUGUUCCACAAAAGGAUCCAUCUUGUUUCUCAGUGCCGGGAGUUUUCUUCAUCUGUCCUCUCACUGGAAAAACCUUAACAAAGACUGAAAAAGAGAUGCACAUAAAGGAAGCCAUUCUAAUGAGCUUCUCAGAGGAUGCGAUAGAGGCCUCCAUUAUGAUGAUUCACACCUUUAAUAAAGACAAAGAGAAAGUAAAGGCUGCCGUUGACGUCAUUAGCAAGUACAUCGAAAACAUCUGUAAGAAUCCGACUGAGGAAAAGUACAGGAAGAUCAAACUUAGCAACAAAGUGUUUCAGGAGAAGGUCAGUGGGAUUGAAGGAUCUCGCGAGUGUCUUCAGGCGUUGGGAUUUGAAAGCACCACAUUGCCGGUGGACAGCGAAGACACGACUGAGGAGUUCCUGGUGUUGCCGGCGCAGGAAUCAGAGGCUCUGGAGCAGAUGAAGGCUCAUUUGGAGCGGCUGCAGAAGGGCGAGCCGGUCAGAGCCAAGCUGGACCGUCAGCCGCAGGUCUUCAGACCCUCACAGCACGCCACACACUUCAAGCUUCCUCCAGACUUCUACAAUCUGACUGCGGAGGAACUGAAAAAAGAACAGCAACUGAAGAGUGAAGUCGUGGAGAGAAAUGCAAUGCUGCGAACGAAAGCCAUGCGUGAGAAAGAUGAGCAGAGGGAGAGAAGGAAGUACAACUAUGCGCUUCUGAGAGUGCGGUUACCGGAUGGAAAUAUACUCCAGGGCACUUUCCUGGCGUGGGAGAGGGUGGCAGCGUUGUACCAAUUUGUGCGUGAUUCUCUGGAGAACGGCUGGCAACCCUUUGAGCUGAUGGCACCCAGAGGACAAAAACUAAAGGAUGAUGAGGAAUUGGCUCUGAAUGAGUGCAACCUGGCCCCAGCAGCCGAGCUGACCUUUUCAUGGGACGCCGCAGUGCAGGCAGACAUCACUGCCGCUGGAGGAAAGACAGCUGUUCUGCUUAAAGCCGCACUGUCAGAGAACAUCAAGACCCUGAGCUGAACAUUUAGUCUCCCCAGUCACUGCUGUCCCCGCCUGCGCUCUCUCGCGAGUUUCUCCCAUCGUCCACCACCACAAUCCCACACGGUUUCACAGGAUGGGCCUGAUGCACUGAUUGUGUCCACAGCAUGUGCUAGGUGGAUUUAUAUGGUACUAAACGCAGGAGUUUUUCCUGUCAGUGAUGUUAUGAGGAGCGUUAGCACCUUAUGGGCCAAUUUCCCAACAAUGUCGUAUUUUAUAAUGCAUUGUUGCUUGAGGUAACAUGACCAGUUCGAUUGGAAAUGGUCUGUGAGAGGAUCUGUUGUAAUGUAAAGCACUUUUUAGCUACUGCUGAAAGAGAGAAAUCUUGAUGUACCAUGAAAUCUCAUUGUGGCAGAAGCACUGAUCUAACAUGAGCUCUACCAAGUUCUGUCUUUUGUGGUAUUAAU